AUGAACUCCAGACGGUCUUCCCACCUCUUGCUGUGCCUCCUGACGUUUGCUGUCGCUCUGGGCGCAGAUCUGAUGCCAACGCUAUCCUUCCUAACAGUACACCGUAGCCGGAUUCUUGCCUCAUUCCAGCAAAACGGAGUUCAGAAUUAUGACACUUUUCUCCUGAGCAAAGACGGGGCAACUCUCUAUGCGGGAGCCAGAGACACAAUCAUCGCCUUGGACCUUCGCAGCGCGAAAUCCAUCAGGCAGAAGGGUGUGCGUCUUCCACUUUUCCUGCCACAGAUCCACUGGAGCCCCACGACUGUGAAAAAGGAUGAGUGUGCCCACAAAGGAAGGAAAAAAGAGACGGAAUGUUUCAAUUUUAUCCGUGUCCUGGUGCAGCUGAACGAGACGCACCUUUACACCUGCGGGACGUACGCUUUCAGCCCUACCUGCACUUACAUAGACCUACAAACAUUUACUCUGGCAACUGGCACAGAAGGCACCCCCCUCCUCCUGAAUGGGAAAGGCGUCUCCCCCUAUAACCCUCAACAUCACAGCACAGCAAUCCUUGUCGAUGGCGAACUUUACACGGGUACCACAAACAACUUUCUAGGGAACGAGCCCGUCAUCACUCGUACCCUGGGGAGCAGGACAGCUUUGAAGACAGAUAUCUGGAUGCAUGGCGAUGCAGCUUUUGUGGCCUCCAUCCAUGUCCCGACCCCCCCGGAUGACGACAAAGUCUAUUUUUUCUUUCGGGAAACAGGAGACGAAUUUGACUUCUAUGAGAAAGUGACCGUCUCAAGGGUGGCUCGUGUCUGCAAGAAUGAUGUUGGAGGAGAAAGGGUGCUGCAGAGGAAAUGGACCACCUUUCUGAAAGCUUAUAUCUCCUGCACCCAGCCAGGGCAGUUCCCUUAUACCGUCAUCCAACACAUUUUUGCUGUUCCACAUCAGGGAGAUGGUGCUAUCUUCUAUGGUGUCUUCACUCCUCAGUGGUCUGUGGCAAGCAUCUGGAGUACAGCUAUCUGUGCCUUCAGCCUUGAUGAUAUCAAAAGAGUAUUUGAUGGAAACUACAAAGAGAUAAACAUGGACCUUCAACGAUGGGUGGUCUAUAAUGGGCCAGCAAUGGACCCUCGCCCUGGCAGUUGUUCUGCCACCCCACCUUCAGACAGCACCCUCACCUUCAUGAAAAGCCACUACCUGAUGGAUGAGAAGAUUAAGCCAAUCAAUAACCAUGCUCUGCUGGUGAAACACAAUGAGAUAUACAGGCAGAUUACGGUACACCAAACUCGGAAUGCCUUGGGAGUUCCCUAUAAUGUGCUGUUUCUUGGGACAGACAAAGGUGCCCUUCACAAAGCUGCGGUAGUUGAUAACAAGGCUCAUAUGAUUGAGAAGAUCGAGCUGUUUGAGGAGCCAGAGGCAGUUCUAAGCCUGGUGCUGGCCCCUGAAAAGGGGAUCGUGUAUGUGGGGUAUUCCAAAGGAAUCCUACAAGUCCCAAUUGCCAACUGUGGCAAACACAAAACCUGUGCUGACUGCAUUUUAGCGCGAGAUCCUUACUGUGCCUGGGAUGGACGCAACUGCAGAUUCAUUCUGGAUUCCACAGAUAAAAAGAAUAACAUGAAGCAAGAUAUUGACACAGCAAAGCCAGACAAUGGGUGCCUGCGUAGCAGCGGAAAGGGCGGAGCCUCACCAAAGUUAAUGUUUCUGGUUGUUGGGGUGGCCAUGGUUUUCUUCUCCUAUCCCACCAAGCUGAAAGUGAAAAGCAAAGUGCAGGGGUGCAGGGCUCUCCCCAAAGCCAAUAAAGCAUCAUCCAAUAAAGCAUCAUCCAGUCAAGAGACGGUCCUGCCCAGUGGCAGGCAGAGAGCUCCGCAAGGCAGCCCUUGCCGGGAAACUGCCGGCAGCUUCAGAUUCUGUUGUGUUGAAGUGGGGGAGCCUUUUCAGGAUCUCAGAGCUGAGAGCAUCUGCCCGGACCCUGGCCUGGCAUACAGGGAUGACUCCAGAGGAGCCGUGGCAGUGGAGGGGAUCUAGCCUGAUUUAGCUCAUCCCCCAUCAGCGGGUGUCAAGAGCAACUUUCAGAGAUCACACCGGCUCUCACAGGCAACCUAACAAGAACAAAAGUCUUGGCACUACUGUGAAUACUGUUCCAACACGCCAGCAAACAACAUGGCAUUACCCCUGCUCUGACUUCAGGUUUUCUUCUCGUUUGUCCAAUGCCAUGUAAAGCCCAGGACCUAGCACCAGGAGCCUGGCAGAAUCCCUCCUGCUCAUUCAGGUCCCUGUCCCCAUCUCCGUAGGCAGUAGUGGGAAAGUGUCCCCAUGUGUUCACUCGCAACCAAAUCCAUAUAUUUCUACUUAAGUUCAGUAAACAAAUGGACGCUGCCGCCAGACACCAGAGCUCUCCGUUUUGGAGAUGGUAAGGAAUAAAGAUGAAGGUGGGGUGAGAUGGUGGGUCAAGGCUGCUUAUUUGGCCUUCCUCAGUGUUCUUCACACCGCGAUGCAACAGCUGAGCAAUGCCUGGGUGGUGUGCGUGACUGCAAAAGAAAGGGAGGCUACAGAGGAGUAGAUCUGAUAUGAAAGGGAGGCCGCUUCUAAGGUCACAACAAGGGCAGACUUCCUAGGGGAAAGGAGGGCAUCUUCUUUGCAGGGCAGCUCUACCAUGAGACAAAAAUGAACUGACAGACAUGGGGUACUGUUGGGGGCGGCAGAGCGGGAGACUGAGAAGCUUAACCCACGGCACGGCCUCUUCUGUGCAAGGUUCCCCGGAGUUAACAGGGAUACCCAACAAUUAUUGCCCCUGAGGUUGUUCCCCGUUUAUCUUUGCGACCUGACCCCGUGUAUGGCUCAUGUGGUCUUGUGAGAUAUUUAGGGGUCAGAUGGGGAUGAAGAAGGUGAUACGGGUCCAUACUCUGCCUACUUUAAAUGAAACAGAAAAUUUUAGUGCCUUAUACCAUUGACCCAUCUUGCUCAAGAGUAUCAAGACAGACUGGCAGUGGCUGUCUCAGGGUAUCAGGCAUUCCAGUCCUGACUUGAGGUGUCAGAGAUUGAAUCUGGGGCUUUCUAGUCUACCACUGUGCUGUGGUCCAAUGCCUCCACCUUUCUAAAGAGUUCUUCCUCACACUUUACAAACAUGCUAGAGGCCUAUUUUACCUGUCUUCAGCAGAUAUGUGUGCACUCUGUUACAAUUUUUUUAAAAAAUGCACCAGGGCCCUCAAAAUUCUGUGCCAGGAAAAACUAAAUCCUGUUUGAUUGCUAUUUUUAUUUUUUUUCAUAAUGCUGACAUGUUUCCUAUUCUGCAUAAUUUAUGGUGGUUUUCUGGGUGUGUGGGCAAGGGGGAGAAAGCCUGAAGGUUGCCCUCCCCAUAAAAAAAAAACUACCACUACCUCACCCGACACACU
Molecule: messenger RNA, 3374 nt
Organism: Rhineura floridana
Lineage: Eukaryota; Metazoa; Chordata; Lepidosauria; Squamata; Rhineuridae
Product: semaphorin-4A-like
Exons: 13
Coding region: 1-2007 (668 amino acids)
Biological process (GO): negative regulation of axon extension involved in axon guidance; semaphorin-plexin signaling pathway; negative chemotaxis
Molecular function (GO): chemorepellent activity; semaphorin receptor binding
Source: RefSeq, a predicted model, not a curated record